Oncorhynchus mykiss (rainbow trout) is the source of this 3144-nucleotide messenger RNA. RefSeq names its product neuronal-specific septin-3. The record is from RefSeq and is a predicted model, not a curated record. Lineage: Eukaryota; Metazoa; Chordata; Actinopteri; Salmoniformes; Salmonidae. Gene Ontology annotation, molecular function: GTP binding.
GGGGGGCUCUCGACUAGAGAGAGAGGGCCAGAGAGGGACGGAGGGAAAGAGGUACUCAGACAAAUCACACGACCCGUUUCCUACAUCUUUGCCUUUCUAUGUUGGACAUCCAUCGUUUAUUCUUGAGCAUUGGGUUGAAAGACUAGUCGAAAUUUUCACUAGCGCGGAACAAAACUAUUUUGGAAAUUGAAUCUAUUAACAGGAAUCGACAUGUCAGAGUCCAUUGUUCCCCCUGAAGUGAGACCCAAACCUGCUGUCCCUGCCAAGCCCCCUCAUGUGGCAGCACCAUCCCCCACAGCACCCCAUGGACCAUCAGGGCUAGGUGGCGGGGUCGGGGUUGAUCGAGUUCCAGGGUUGGGACACUCUGGCAGUGGAUCCACGUUGCUGGGAUACAUUGGGAUUGACACCAUCAUCGAGCAGAUGAGGAAGAAGACCAUGAAGGCUGGUUUCGACUUCAAUAUUAUGAUAGUGGGUCACAGCGGGCUGGGGAAGUCAACGCUGGUGAACACGCUGUUCAAGUCCCAGGUCAGCAGGUGGAGCUCAGGAUGGGGCGGCGAGCAUAAGAUCCCCAAGACAGUGGAGAUCAAGGCUGUGUCCCACGUGAUCGAGGAGGGCGGAGUGAAGAUGAAGUUGACAGUAAUCGACACACCGGGUUUUGGUGAUCAGAUCAACAAUGAAAACUGCUGGGAUCCCAUCUCCAAGUACAUCAACGAGCAAUAUGAGAAGUUCCUGAAGGAAGAGGUCAAUAUUGCCCGAAAGAAGCGAAUCCCUGACACCAGAGUUCACUGCUGCCUCUACUUUAUCUCCCCAACUGGACACUCUCUUCGACAGCUAGACAUUGAGUUUAUGAAGCACCUAAGUCGUGUGGUGAACAUCAUCCCCGUCAUUGCCAAGUCUGACACCAUGACCCCUGACGAGAAGAAUGAGUUCAAACACAGGGUGAGGAAGGAGCUGGAGACGCAUGGGAUUGAGUACUACCCGCAGAAUGAGUUUGAUGAUGAUAUGGAGGAUAAGAAUGAAAAUGACAAGAUUAGGGAGGCCAUGCCCUUUGCAGUGGUGGGCAGCGACAAGGAGUUCCAAGUGAACGGCAAACGGGUUCUGGGGAGGAAGACAGCCUGGGGUGUGGUAGAAGUUGAAAAUCCCAAUCACUGCGAAUUUGCUCUGCUACGAGAUUUCCUCAUCAGGUCUCACCUCCAGGACCUGAAGGAAGUCACCCACAACAUCCACUAUGAAACCUACCGUGCCAGGAGACUCAACGACAACGGAGGUCUGCACCCCAUCUCGGCCAACAACACUCAAGAGAGCAACCUUUAAAUUUAGGACUAGGGAUUAAGGAAAGAGAGAGAUAAACAGAGAGAUCAAAAGAUAUUGAUAGACAAUUCUAUGUUGUGAUAUGAGCAUCACUGCAUGCUUUGGAGAACAUUAUAGAUGUGGAAUUCAUUGUCAAAAUAUCAUGUUAGGAGAGCUUUCAUUCCAAAACACGUCCUACGUCUCCCUUUCCUCCGCCCAUCGUCCUAAACCACCCACACUCACAUCCCAGUUACACCUGGGGUUAACCUUUGAUCCUGCAAUCCAAAACAAGGCCAACCCCAGUGUUUCCCCCGAAUGCAUUUUGCAACGGCGCAAUAAAUAGUGACCGCCACUGCAAAUGUAUUUAGUUAUUUUUGUUAUAAUGUAGAUUUGUAGAUGUAUGCCCCAGGAAGAACCCAUCCGCCGCCCCCCGCAGGAAGACCCCAUCUGCCACCCCCAGCUACAUCUGCAACCCAAUGCAUUUUGGGAUUGAAGGGAAUGAAUCAAAUGAAGUACUUCAAAUUCGAUGGAAUUCCCUUUAUUCAUAAAAAAAUUAUUUCCUUUUUCCGCUCACCUUGUGCUCUACUCAUCCUUGCCCUGUAAGUAUACAGUAUGUUAUGUAGCUGCCACCAUAAAAAUAGAUUUUGAGCUGAAAUACUUUAUGAUGGGGCUGGUAAAUGAGCACCUCAACUUCCACGAAAGCAAUGUAACGUAUAUUUAAAUUGACAAAGGGCUUUAUUUAUUUACAAUAUAGCUAUUUUGUCACUUUUGUACAAAAUAUAGAAAUCACAGUCUGAAAUUCACAGUAUUUGCCAUUCACAACUUUUGUGGGCUUUUUUGAAUGCUCUGAUGUCAAAGUGACGUGCCAAUUCCCUUUAAUGCUUUAAUGCCGGCUUUCCUUCUCUCUGCCACACGAGGGCAGCGCUUCCCUGCGCAUACUCACCCUGUGACCGGAAAUGGUUUACUCAUAGACUUAGAUAGAUGUCUCUUUUUAGUCCUGUAUCUAUCUCUAUAGUUUACUUCCCUCCCUCCUAUUCACUCCCUCCACUUCAUCUGGUGACCCAUGCCUAGUACAUGUUUACAACAAAUCCUCCAUUACCAGAGUAAUCAUUCCAAAUCGAUCAGUUAUGACAUGGUAAUGUUUACCAAGGUUUCUUAUGGAAAUCGCCCUUCGAUAGAGCACAGGUAUUCCAGAAGUAGCCUACAAGCAAUUAAGUUUCACUAUAUUUAUCAAACAAUUCACUUUUGACCUAAACUGUAUCCUGAAAGGGGUUUCCCUGCUAAAUUUUUAUACAAUCAUACAGCGUGUGUGUGUUUGUAUGUGUGUGUGAGUGAGAAGUGACUCAAUUUGGUGUCUAACGUCUGGAAAUGUGUAGUUGUAUAUCAUUAGUGUGGUAUUAGUGAAGACCUUUUUUCAAGGAACAAUUUAAAUAAUACAAAAAAACUAUUCUCACUCUUGUUUCCAUACAAUGUUUUUAUGUGUGCAUGUCAGGAAACGUCUCUCCUAGUCCUUCUGUCAUUUUCAUUUAAGGAUAUCCCCAGCUCGCAUAUCAAUGCACAGUCAUUUCAAUACAUUAACCAUUUUUGAACGUGGUGUGUACAUCAACCAACCGCGAAUAACAAUGCAUCACUAAAACUCCAGUAACUCAAAUCAUUCCACAUCUCUUAAAAACAGCAGUGAAACCUUUGGCUGUGAAUUUCCUGUUAUCGUUUCAUUUAAAAGCCAUUUUUCUUCAAAGUUGUUCUGAUAUGCUGAGAUGUCAUUUCAGUAUUGCAUUCAUUAUUUAUAUAUUCAUGUAUUAUUUAUAGUAAUUUAUUGUUUAUUUAAUAAAAAAUACUUUUGCCAUCUCUUGA